Molecule: messenger RNA, 640 nt
Organism: Carassius auratus (goldfish)
Lineage: Eukaryota; Metazoa; Chordata; Actinopteri; Cypriniformes; Cyprinidae
Product: xenotropic and polytropic retrovirus receptor 1 homolog
Exons: 3
Coding region: 260-607 (115 amino acids)
Source: RefSeq, a predicted model, not a curated record
AAGAGCUGAACAAGGUGAACCUCUUCUUUUCAGGUAAACAACUCUAAAGUACUGUUUGCGGAUCAUUUACAAUUCAUGUUGAUACAUAUUCAGUAUUACCUAUUUCUAUUUUAUAGAGAAGCUAUCCGAAGCUCAAAACAGACUGGCAACACUUGGGAUUGUAGCUCAGGAAGUUUCUGGACCCAAAGUUUCAGGAGAUAACUGUGUCAUCAGUGUCCCACCUACCAAAAGAAGAAGAACCCAUCUAAAACAAAUCAAAAUGGCAGUUGGUGAACUAUACCUGAGCUUGGCCUUUCUGCAAAAAUACCAGGAAUUCAACUACAAGUGUUUCUGCAAGAUCACCACAAUGUAUGAUUCAAAGUUUGGUUGUGAACAUGGCCUAAAAUGGAGAAAUGAAAGGCUUGACACAUCUCUGCUCAACACAGACAGAGGCAAAUGUGAACAUUUCAUGUCUAAACUGGAGACGUUCAUGAUUCAGCUGGAAGGGGGUGACAAAUUGAGAGUGAUGAAAAGACUUGAGGUUCCACCAAUGGACAAAAUAACGGUAAUAACGAAAAGCCUCAUCUGUGAAAUAAAACUAUUGGCUGUCAUACAGCAAGCGUACUAAAUCAUGAUUUCCAGUUAAACAGACUAAGGACCA